This is a messenger RNA of Rotaria socialis, 660 nucleotides long. NCBI's taxonomy places the organism in Eukaryota, Metazoa, Rotifera, Eurotatoria, Philodinida, Philodinidae. The record is from the annotation of a GenBank genome assembly.
AUGAUGCAUUCAUCUGUGAAAAAUCGGCACGUUGAUCGUAUUUCUAUAUUAUUACAAAAAUAUAAUAUUGAAACAAUUAUUCAUAUCAAAGGUCAAAAUAAUUGCUUCGCUGAUUAUUUAUCUCGUCAUCCAAUACAACAUAAUGAAGAAAUUUUUGAUGAGGAUUAUGAUACUAGUAUGUUAUUUCAGGAGGAACCACCAGAAGAGGUGUCUGUUCCUGUAGAUAAUUCAUUAGUUAUUGGUGCUGUUGUAACCCUCAAAAUAUUAUCUAAACAUGAAUCAUCACUAUUGUCAAAUCAAGCUGCAGUCGAACCACCAAAUGAACUUUCAUCACAUUUAAUUACGUCUAAUCAAUUCGACAUCACCAAGAUUAAAGAAGAACAAUCAAAAGAUUCAUGUAUUCAAAACAAAAUUAAAGAAAUUAUAGAAGAUCCAACGAAGCAUCCUUAUGCAUUUAAAGAUGGUGUAUUAUACAAAUUAAUGACAAGAAAUGCAACUAACACCACAAAAACAAAAUUGAUUUAUUUACCUUCAUCGAUGAUUAAUUCUCUCCUUCAAUCGUAUCAUAAUGAUCCACUCGGUGGUCAUUUUGGUAUUCGUCGUACUUAUUUCAAAAUUAAAAAUAAAUUUUGGGUGGCCAUAUAUGAAACGAUCAAUUAG